GAUCUCAAGCGAUUGUAUCGCGAGGCGCUAGACAAGAUUGUCGACGCACGGCUGGAGAUAGAAACCAGCACCGAGUCCGGGGAGCCAAUCUUCCUGUCACACUUCAUCGACAACGGUCGAUUCCGGCACUGGGUCUUAUAUGUCCACGACCACAAGUAUGAACUACACGAAAACAACGAGGAUUCCUUGCGGAAACAACCACAAUCGGUCAGGACAGCUUACUCCCCCGAGGUCGGCGACCACUUCUACAGCAUGAUCGGCUGGACCACGCUCUCCAAAGAGGAAGUGGACGAGAGGAGUCGGCAGGUCUGGGCCAACUUUGGCACGUAUACCCUUCUGUUCAACAAUUGCCAUGACUAUCUGCAGCAACUGGCGGACGCGAUCGUGACCACGAGGGCACCGGAUUGGAAUUGGUUUCGAACUAACACUGCAACCCCGUACCGCUACCUGGCAUGGCCAGAACUCAACGAGCAGGUAAUCGCGGCCGCGACAUGGGUCAAACGAUCAGAGACGCAGAAGGAGCAUUUGACCCCGGCUGAGCGACGGAGGCUCGAGGAGUUUGUCGCCAUACUCGAUAGGACAAUUGAAGCCACAAUAAAUUCGUCAUCGCGCUUGAUACUAGCAGACCUUGCCGCCUUUGGUGGAGACCCUAGCAGCGGAGGAGACCCGAGCGGUGGAGGGCACCAUGCCGGUGGAGGGCACCAUGCCGGUGGAGGGCAUCAUGCCGGUGGAGGGCACCAUCACGGCGGAGUGCACCAUGCCGGCGGAGGACACCAUGCCGGCGGAGGACACCAUGCCGGCGGAGGACACCAUGCCGGCGGAGGCGGCGGA
This is a messenger RNA of Aspergillus aculeatus ATCC 16872, 831 nucleotides long. RefSeq lists its product as uncharacterized. The transcript is spliced from 2 exons. The record is from RefSeq and is a predicted model, not a curated record. Lineage: Eukaryota; Fungi; Ascomycota; Eurotiomycetes; Eurotiales; Aspergillaceae. The annotation marks the transcript as partial.